AUGCGCAUUUGUUCCUGGUCUCUGCGACGGCCAUCAUGUCUCAUGGCCACAGCCACGGCGGCGGGGGCGGCUGUUGCCAUGACGACGACGGCGAGGAGCCCUUGGAGCGCCGAGGCCAGGCCUGGGGCCUUUAUCUGCGGAUCGACCGCGAGCGCCUGGAGUGCCUCAACGAGCGGAGCGAGGGCAGCGGGAAGCUCGUCUUUCGCGCCUGGGAGGAACGCGGGGACCGGGAGAAGUUUGUAGAAAGCGAUGACGACGAAGAGCUCCUGUUUAACAUCCCGUUUACCGGCAAUGUGAAGUUAAAAGGAAUCAUUGUGAUGGGCGAGGAUGAUGACACGCAUCCAUCAGAAAUGAGGCUGUUUAAGAACAUCCCUCACAUGUCCUUCGACAAUACUGCCAGAGAACCAGAUCAGAUGUUUAGCCUGAACCGAGACGUCACAGGAGAACUGGAAUAUCCUACCAAAAUUGCUCGUUUCUCAAAUGUUUAUCAUCUCUCCAUCCAUUUCUCUAAGAACUUUGGUGCCGAGACAACAAAAAUCUUUUAUAUAGGCCUGAGAGGAGAAUGGACAGAACCUCAUCGGCAUGAAGUGACCAUCUGCAACUAUGAGGCGGCAGCAAACCCAGCUGACCACAAAAUUGAUCAGUUUACACCGCAGACGCAUUUCAUUUCCUAACUGCGAAAGCUCAUGCGACGACAGGGACAGCUGGGCAGAUCUGGAAGGAUGUGGAACACUUUGAGGCUAUGAAUGUCAUGGCUUUCUUGCCUUUUUUUUUCCCUUUUGUUUUUCUGGGUGUGUUCUUGAAAAGCAGGGCACCAAAUGCCUGGCAGAUAGGUACAAAAUUACACUGUUGCUAAGGACAAUUAUGGGUUGGGACUUUACAAGUAUCAAAACAAAGAUGCAAUGAAAACACUGACCCUUGCCUGCCUGGUUGUCUUAACUCUUUAAGGUGUAUUUGGGGCAGGUGUUUUCAGAACUGCGUGUUUAGUUGCAACCUUUGCUGCUGGUAUACAUGAGAUAGGAAUCUCUUGGGCAGCUUAAUAUGGGAUUGUUUGCACAGUCCAGGGUUCUGUCCUGGCUUCUGAAUGUAGCUGAUAUCAGGGAAGAGAGAUAAUUGAUGGCCUAAGUGGGCUCUUGGCUAAUAUCCAAGUGUAUUAAUGGAGCUUGCCUAUGGCAGUUACGAUUUGACUGUGUGCCAGAGUGCUGCAUGCCUUUCUGUAAUCAUUACUUCCUAGGUUUCUAUCUGAUAAUUUAACAUCUUCACACGUGUCUAAAAGCUGGAGACCUGUUUAAAAAAAUAGGGGUUUGUCUUUUCUGGGCAAAAUUUCCUUAAUUAAUGUGGCUUAAUAUUUUUCAAUAAAUAUGGCAAAGAAUG
Messenger RNA from Sceloporus undulatus (fence lizard), 1374 nucleotides. RefSeq names its product PITH domain containing 1 (gene PITHD1). Gene Ontology annotation, cellular component: nucleus. Lineage: Eukaryota; Metazoa; Chordata; Lepidosauria; Squamata; Phrynosomatidae. The transcript has 6 exons. The record is from RefSeq and is a predicted model, not a curated record. Bases 36 to 674 code for a protein of 212 amino acids.